This is a messenger RNA of Notolabrus celidotus (New Zealand spotty), 2684 nucleotides long. It is a transcript of the gene col10a1a, whose product is annotated as collagen, type X, alpha 1a. The transcript has 3 exons. Gene Ontology annotation, molecular function: protein binding. The coding region runs from base 74 to 2062 and encodes 662 amino acids. Lineage: Eukaryota; Metazoa; Chordata; Actinopteri; Labriformes; Labridae. The record is from RefSeq and is a predicted model, not a curated record.
CCUACCCUAAGGAUAUACAGUAGCACCAGCAGCUCAGUGGUGCUGAGGAGAUUGAUUUUUUUUCCCCUUUUGGAUGCUGGUUUCACUCAACAAGAUGGACGUAAGAGUAGCGUGCAUGCUCCUCUUCAUGGUGGCAUCGGCAGCAGCCCACGGGAAGGGCUAUGUUGUGAAGAAGAUGGUGAAGGCCCCUCAGUACCAGCCCUACUCUGUGAAGAGCCACGUUGUGUCAGUGGCAGGUGAGCCUGGUCCUGCAGGUGAGCCCGGCCCUGAGGGACCUCCUGGCCCUCCUGGUCCUCAAGGUGAGAGUGCUGAAGGUGAACCUGGAGCCCAGGGACCUCCUGGAGCUCCUGGAGCUCCUGGCCGCUCCAUCGCUGGCAAACCCGGAUCUCCUGGUGGACCUGGAAAACCUGGUAGCAAUGGAGCACCUGGUGAGAGGGGAGACACCGGAGCCCCUGGUCUUCAGGGACCUAGGGGAGCCCCUGGAUCUAAUGGAAGCCCUGGACCUGCUGGCCUCUCUGCCACCGGCAAGCCUGGACCUUCAGGUCUGCCUGGAGCAAUGGGACCCAGAGGAGAGUCUGGUCUGAAAGGGCAUCCAGGUAUCCCUGGACUGCCUGGUCCUAAAGGUGAUAGAGGGAUAGGAGUAAUGGGACCUCAGGGUGAGACAGGACCUGAGGGACCUAUGGGCUCAACUGGAGCACCAGGUGAGGCCGGAGUUGGAAAGCCAGGUAAAUCAGGUAUGCCAGGUGAGCCAGGAAAGUCAGGUAGCCCAGGGAGAGAUGGUCCCUCAGGUCCCAUGGGACCAAUGGGACCAAAGGGACACACUGGUGCCCCAGGUGUAGGUAUUCCAGGUAAACCAGGUGAUAAUGGUGCCCCAGGUAUGCCCGGCCCAGUUGGUCCUAAAGGCCAUAUGGGACCAGCUGGAGCCACCGGUGCCCCUGGAGUCCCUGGAUAUGGAAAGCCAGGUGCAAAUGGAGAGAAGGGAGAGAGGGGAGCUACUGGUGCCACAGGUUCCACAGGUGCAAAGGGUGAGCAAGGUCCCACAGGAUAUACUGGUGCUACAGGUGCAACUGGCUCCACUGGUGCUGCUGGACCUCAGGGUCCAAGAGGUUUCCAGGGUGAAUCUGGCCCUGUUGGUCCUAAAGGUGACACAGGUGCUACUGGAUCUCAGGGGCCUAAGGGAAACAAAGGAGAUCAGGGAGCACAGGGUUUCGCAGGCAAGCAGGGUUAUCCAGGUGCAGCCGGUCCUCCCGGACCCAGAGGUGCUACUGGACCUUCAGGUGAUAAGGGUAAUGUAGGUGCACCUGGUACCCCAGGUUCCCCAGGUAUUCCAGGCCCUGCUGGACCCAAGGGUCAUCCUGGCCGUGCUGGAGAGCCUGGUUCCUCUGGUUCUGAUGGUGCUUCAGGUCCCAGAGGACCAUCUGGAGCUCAAGGUCCUGCUGGUGCUCCUGGUCUUAAGGGACACCCAGGUCUCCCUGGCCCAUCUGGCCCAGCUGGUUUGGCUGCUAAGGGUGUCCCCGGACCUCAGGGUCCCCCUGGUCUGCCCGGUGAUUCUGGUGCUGAUGGUGAGGCUGGCCCAGCUGGUCCUCCUGGUCCCCCUGGUCCUCCUGGUGAGGUUAUGUUUGAGAAGGGCAAGGGAAUGGAAAUGGCUGAGGUCAUGGUCAAGUCUCCCAUGUCUGCUUUCACUGCAUCCCUGGCCACCCCCUAUCCUGCUGCUGGCAGCCCCAUCAAGUUUGACCAGAUAGUGUACAAUGCUGAGAGUCACUAUGACCCUGAGACCGGCAUCUUCACUUGCCAGGUUCCUGGAGUCUACUACUUCUCCUAUAGCAUCCAUGUUAAUGGAGCUCAUGCCCUGGUGGCUCUGUACAAGAAUGGCCAGCCUGUUAUGUUCACUUAUGAUGAGUACAACAAGGGCUUCCUUGACCAGAUGUCUGGUAGUGCUGUCCUCUUGCUCGAUGAGCAGGACACUGUCUACGUCCAGAUCCCUGAUGAUGAGGCCAAUGGUGUCUUUGCUGCCGAGAAUGUCCACUGCUCUUUCUCUGGGUUCCUCAUUGCUUCAACGUGAUACGUUGAUUCAGUAGUUACCAAAAGCCAACCAACUAAAUUUGCAAUCUAUUUCUCAAACUAAAGUAAACUCCCUGUUCAUUUUCUCCUCAACCAGACAGACAGGCAGUUCACCCAUCUUUGAGGAAUAGUAGCAUCGCGACUUGAAACUACAAGAAAUAGGUGCUUAGAAGAAGGAAAACUAAUUUAUGAAAACAGGUGAUCAGGGAUGGGGGAAGCAAUCCACAAAGAUACCAGUGAGCUUUUGUAAGAGAGACAGCAUGUGAAAUGCAGGUGUUAUAACUGUGUUGUGUCCUGACUUUUUCUUUUCCACUCUGUUCCUUUUAUGCUGACUUCAACUGGUGAUUCUUAAUUAAGUGUUUGUCUGUUUUUGUUUGUUUUUGUACCUGCUCGUUUUGUUUGGGUGACCAAUAAUCUUAUUAAAAGUACACAAAUACUUUCUGUGCAACAUGUUGUAACUGUUAUCCUUGUAUGUGACUUGAAUAUUGUGAAAUGGUAAUGGUCAAAUUGACCAUUAUGAUUAAAUAAGUCACCAGAAAACUGUCAAGCAACCAAAAACUACCAGCAACAUGGAAAUAUACCCAAACAUGCAUUAUGUCGUGUAAAGCAUAAUGACCAAAAUA